This is a messenger RNA of Lates calcarifer (barramundi perch), 7397 nucleotides long. Its product is annotated as nuclear prelamin A recognition factor. The transcript has 20 exons. Gene Ontology annotation, molecular function: lamin binding. Gene Ontology annotation, cellular component: lamin filament. The coding region runs from base 339 to 1724 and encodes 461 amino acids. NCBI's taxonomy places the organism in Eukaryota, Metazoa, Chordata, Actinopteri, Centropomidae. The record is from RefSeq and is a predicted model, not a curated record.
UCCGGAGCAGAGCGCCUAUCAGUUGACGCAUGCGCACACGUCGUGCCGGGGUAUACAAUGGAGUCGGACGUACAUAGGCAGCGCUGGCAUGAACACUAGAAGCCCCGACGCCUUAGUUACUAUGUUAUAAAAUAACCGCGGGGCUGCUCGCGAGCGGUGGCGCCGUCCACAGACGACUCGACGUGAAAGUGAAAGAGUGCUGAGUAACUGCUGAGUUCACCUGCUGUGCGGUGUCAGUGCCGCUGUCUUCCUUUAGCGGUGACUGUCCUCUGCAUUUUUCCCAUGCCUUUGUCUGAAAGAGCAGUGAAAUAGUUACCGUCCGAUAAACACUAAGGAAAAUGUCAGAGGUCAACUUAGGAAAGCGCAAGGAGAAGUGUGAGAACUGCACCAAACAGUGCAACAAGAAACAGAGUGAUGAGGGUGGCAACUCACAGCAGGAGAGAGAUGACGUCAAUGGGCAGGUGAAUGAAUCCCAGUUGUUGCUGAGUGCUUGUCUUUCCUGUGAUGGCUGUCUGUCAGAGGAGGAGAGCCUGAAGAUUUCUCAGCAGAGCCUGGAGGAAGUGGAGCGGGUUCUGGCACUCAAUAAGAAGUGUGACGUGUCAAAGCACAAAGUGCUGGUUGCGUCGGUUUGUCCGCAGUCCCUGCCUUUCUUCGCUGUCAAGUUUGGUCUGGACGUCAGUGAAGCCGCCCACAAACUCUGUGGCUUCCUCAAGAGCCUGGGAGUGCAGUACGUGUUUGACACCACUCUGGCGGCAGGCUUCAGCAUCUUAGAGAGCCAGAAGGAGUUUAUUCAGAGGUACCGCAGGAGGCACCACGACUCCCACGCCCUGCCCAUGUUCACCUCCUCCUGCCCAGGGUGGAUUCGUUACUCAGAGCGUGUCCUGGGCAGCUUGGUCACCCCUCAUAUCUGCACAGCCAGGUCUCCUCAGCAGAUCAUGGGCUGUCUGGUCAAAGACUACUUCUCCAAACAGCAGCAGAAGCUGAGUCCAGAGAAGGUCUACCAUGUGGUGGUGGCUCCCUGCUUCGAUAAGAAGCUGGAGGCUGUCAGAGAGGAGUUUUACAACAGCCUGCUGGAGACCAGAGAUGUGGACUGUGUCCUCACCUCAGGGGAGAUUUAUUACCUGAUGGAGCAGAGGAAGGUUUCAGUGGAGGAGCUGGACUCUGUUCCACUGGACCAAGUACUGGGAGAUGCAGGAGAUGUGGCGCUGGUGAGGCACGAGGGCCGAGGUUCUGAAGGUUUCCUGGAACACGUGUUCAAACACGCUGCCAAAGAGCUCUUUGGUCUGGACGUCCACGAGAUCACAUACAAGACCCUCAGGAACAGGGACUUCCAGGAAGUGACGCUGGAGCGAGACGGAGAAACUCUGCUGCAGUUUGCCGCCAUCUAUGGUUUCAGGAACAUCCAGACCCUGGUUCACCGUAUGAGGAAGGGACGUGUGCCUUACCAGCUGGUGGAGGUUUUGUCCUGCCCAGGAGGGUGCCUGAGCGGCCGCGGUCAGGCAGAGAGCGAGGUGGGAGGACGGGUGGAUAAAGCCCUGGUUCAGCAGAUGGAGGACGCCUACAGCAGCCUGCCGGUCCGUCUCCCAGAGGUCAACCCCACCCUGCACACCCUCUACCAAGACUGGCUGCAGGGCCAGGACUCCUCGCAGGCCGGCAUGCUGCUGCACACCCAGUACAAGAACCAGGGUCAGAUCCACGCGCAGCCCCCACACAUGCAGUGGUGAGGGAACAGGAAGUGGUCUUCCUUUUUAUCCUGCUCGGACCAUCUCGUCGUUCAUGCUGGCACCAUGAAGGACGUGCCGAACACCACGCUGCACUAUGGACCAAUGAGGGAGAAGUCUCCAGAGGUGCAAUUCUUCCAUUUGGCCACAGGGGGGCAACAUCUGUAUUUACAAAACGGUGGAUCCCUCUGUGCCAGACUUGGGCCUGUGGAGAAAUACGGAUCUGGAGUCCAGAAAAACACACAGACAGUAAGAAGUGAUAUCAGUGAGCUGCUCAGAUAAUGGCUAAUUGAAAAACAAAUGGGUAAAAAGUCACUUCAGCUGUUCUUAGAAAUGAGGAAGUCUGAGUAGCAAGUGUGAACUAUUCAUGUUGAUUUCCAGAGCAAUAAGCACAGCUGGAGCUGAUGAGCUGAACUUGAGACUGAAUGUACAUUUAAAGAGUCCAGUGUGUUCCACAUCUAAACCGUCCAACAUUAAACAUGCUUCUGUUAGUCUCCACUGUGCCAGCUAUGCAACAGAGUCACCGUCUCCUCUCAACAGUCAGAGUCAGUGGAGUCGAGCUGCUCUUUGGUUCAAGAGAGGUCAAAGGUCUUUGAGAAGCACUGAACCUGACAGUGAGUGUUUGGUUUGGAGGAGGGUGUCAUUGUUUUUAAUGGUACAACAUGAUUUCACCUUGUUUCCAUUCCACUGUUUUUAUUAAGUUAUCAUGUUUUUGUUCUUUGUUUUGCGAGAUCAUACAUGUCAUACAUGUUACACACUAAAAUAUUCUGACAAACAAAUGUGGUGUCGUUUUAUUGUAACACAGUGCAGAGUGUCUGGAUGAUGUUUGUAUAAACCUUCCAGGUUAAUAAUUAUCUGCAAGGCUGAUCAGAGAUCAGAUCUGUCGCUGCUGAUCCACAAAACAGCAGUUUUUAGUGUUGAGAUGAAAUAGGUCUGUGGAUUAUCAGGAGCGACAAAAUUCCCAGGUAAAGAGUCGCUCCCUGAUGCUCACAUCAGAGGGAAUAUUUUAUGAGUUUCUAAAGACGUCCAGGAUGUUCUUCCUGUGUCUGUCUCUGCUCUCUGCUGCUGCUUUUCUACAAAGCAGUGUCUCAGCAGAUGAAGUAGUGUCACUGAACUGCAGUGAAGCAGUGAAAGUUGCAGCUGGAGGAACUGUGACACUGACCUGCUCUAUACAUUAUCAGGAUGUGGAAGGCUGUAAAGUUCUACAUUCUGCCUGGCAUAACACAAACAGCAGCAUUAUACCAUGUGGCAGUGGUUCAGGAGAAUACAGCUGUGAUUCAGACCAUCAGACUUAUGUGUCUCUGAUCAUCUCUAAUGUCAUGAAGGAGGAAAAUUACACAGCUGCAGUGAUAACAGACUGUGGUAUGGCUUUAUCAUCUCCUAUCAACGUACAAGUUACAAGUUACUCCAACUCCAGCAGCCAUGUUGAUAAUGAGGCUCUGUCUGAUACCGUCACACCAGGACCUGAACCUGAGAAGGUCACCAACGUUGCCGCCAUAUCAGGCAUUUGUGUCGCCGUCAUUGUUGCUGCCAUUUUGUUUUUCCUGUUUGGAACUGAGAGAGGCAGAAAAAUCUUCAAACCCAUCACGAGGAAAACAAAUCACACAGGUUACAGUGAUCCAGAGUCUGAGACGAACAGUCUCCAUCAGUCUGUUUAAUGUAUAUAUAAACAUGUGGGGGCUGUUCCACAGCUGGCUGUGUAGCUUCCUGCCUCUCAAACUGUGAAGAAAUAUAUUAUUGUGUUUAUUUUUUUUAUCUUUUUUUUUCUUCCAGUCACAUUUUCAGAUUUCUGUAAAUAAAUGUAAAUAUAAUAAGUCAAUUUCAUUAAAGGGACAUUUUAAUUUUAAACAUGGCGUUCAGUCUCCUCAUUAUGUCGAGUGUGACUCAGUUUUCAGAUCAGUGGUGAAACAUAAGCAGUUGCCUCAUCCUUUUUCUAAACCAUGAACAGUUCACUGCUCUCACAUCAUCAACUCGUGACUUUAAGUAUUUUCUGUCUCACGUUCAAGGUGUGUACCGUGUCUGUUGUCGGCAUCUGACCAGGUCCUCUAACAAACACCAGCCUCACACUGAGCUGUAAUUAUAUCCGAAUGCUUUCUUUUUCCUACACACAAAUGUGUGUGUGUGUGUUUAGUUGAAUCAAAAUUAGAUUUUAGAUCUCAGACCUGACUGGUGCUGCUGAGUUUGAACCAGAAUCUGAUCCAAAACCUUCUUUUUCUCAUACAAAGUUUUGUGUUUGUAUCUCUCUCACAGACAUGGUGCUGACUGUAGUAUUCAGUAGAGGAGAUGAGGCGAGAUGCUUCUUACUGUCCUCAGGGAUGUCCAAGAUAAAAACCCCAGUCCGUCCUAACAUUAUAUUUAACGAGGAUGAAUUCCUUCACAGGGAGCGUCCACAUUGCUGACAUUUCUGUUUUUUACUGUCCUCGUUCUCACCACUUGGAUUAAAACCAAGAUCUUAGAUCAAGACUGAAAAAACAAACACACGCACACAUCUAAUUAGAAGCUGAAACAUGUUUUCAGUUUCCUCUUAAAGCAGGACAGUGUCAGCGUGAGCUCAGAUCAACUGGCAGAUUCUUUAAAAGUGGGAGAAAUGGACCACUGACUGACCACUGGAAUUUGGAUUUUGUCAUCGUUCACCCAGAGAAACAGCAGCAGGUCUUAACUGCACUUCCCAACAUGAGCAAGUAACUUGGCGAUUCUCCAAACCACAACACUCCCCCACAACUAUUUCACUGUCACCGUGUGUGAGCGCACACUGAUGACACAAGUUCAGGAAGUGACUGUUUCCAGAUGUUAUUCAACAAGAAACAGUGCAGCUUCACUCUCACUGCUUUUAGCUGCAGCAGCAAAAACCAGAGAUAAACCCAGAACAAUGAAAUGUUGUUUCAUUCUCUGCUUCCAAACAGGUCAGAGAGAGACAAUCGAAGGAAGUGACAUGUUAAAAACACAAGACAAAACACUAAAGACUCACAACAUGUAACAACAGCCAUCAGCACUUGUUACCAUGAAGGUGAAGCAGAACUCGCUGCAGCAGAGUGGAGGGACAGACGGACUGAAGUACUGGAGCAGUGAUGAGUGGAUGAGCUGCAGGUGUGUCAAUCCUCCACCAGCCCCGCCUCCGCAACACACACACACACACACACACACACACACACACUGAGGAGAAAACACAACACAAACAUGAAACACAAGGAACUAGAAGGUCACAGCAUCCUUUAUAUUUAACAAAUGUUCAGUGUAGAAAGUUUGAUGUUUGCAAUGAAUAAAAUUUCACAAAAAACUCAACUUGUUGUCGAUGUUCAGCUGCAGGUUUAGUUCAUGUGUUCAUGUGGAGACUGUGACAUGUUCUCCUACACACACCAACACCUCCAACAUACAGGAACAUGUGUCUCUGAUCAUCUCUAAUGUCAUGAAGGAGGAAAAUUACACAGCUGCAGUGAUGACAAACUGUGGUACAGCUUUAUCAUCUCCUAUCAACGUACGAGUUAAACACUCCAGUAACAUCUAUAACGGUGGAGUCGUAUUAACACUGGAGCAGGACACCAAGGUGCCAGUCAUAUGUUUUGUUUGUCGUCGCUGCUGCGAGCGUGAAAACCAUCACACUCAUCAUCAGACUCCAACCUGAGGAGCUCCUGACUGAGCUCAGUCACAUGUUCAAUCACCUGUCUGCAGAAUGAAACAUGAACGUGACAGUUUGUGUUCAUUCAGAUUGAUCCAUGAUGAUGUAAUGACUUGUGUUUGUGAGUAUUAAUCAGUGUAAAUGUGAUGAUUGGUUUGGAUUAAAGGAACAAUUCACCAAUUCUACACAUGAAAUUCUGUCUCCUCAUUCAGAUAAGUACGACUCAGUUGUGUUGUGUGAUAUCUUCUGUCUCAGUACACCACCCAGCUCUUGAUACAGGCUGUGGUUGCCUCUGAGGAAGCUUUUAACACAGAGUCCAGAGUGUUCCUAAUGAAACCACAGUGCUCAUUUCCUCCCAUUAAGUCUGAUUGUGGCCGCUACACUUCCAGGAACUUCCUCGAGGAGUGAUGUGUGAACGUUUUCUCUUCUUUAAAAUGACUUUGCACUGAAAGAGUCUGUGAGGUAGUAGAGACCACAUGGAUGAUUUCUAAUGGCUGAUGUUGGUGUACAGAUUGAGCCAUGUGAACAUUUUUGUUUUCUUUCUGGCAGUGUGUUGAGUCCAGAGCUGGAUUAGCUUGUCUUAACACGGAAUAGAAAACUAAUGGUUCACUCAUCAGUUUUUGUUUCGCUGAGAGAAGAUGUCUGCUCAGGUUUCUGGAAAUGACCUGAGCAUGUGAUGGAGGAAUGAACAGAGCAUCAUUCUGGUUCUUUUAACCAAGAUUAGGUUUGUUUUUCAGCUACAUUUCAGUUAUUACCGUUAAUUCAAAUAUAUUCCCAUUAAUUCCAAUGGAAAGUUUCCACUUUUCCACUGAGCUUCAUUCCUGUUGGAAAGAAACCAGAGGAAACUGUAAAUAAAUGUCUGAAGUCUCUGUGAACUUGUCUGUAUUAAAGCGUGUUAAAUGAUGUGUGUGUGCUGUGAGUGUCUGAAUAUAAACAUGGAGAAGUUUAAUGACGUCAGCAGAUAUUCACAACAACUGCAAGAGGAAAAGACAGGAUGCUGCUCAUUUCCCCGUUUUCCCUGUCGUCCUGUCUUUUAAUGUGUGGGCGUUCCACUCCCAGGAAACUCUCAGAUUCACUGUCUGACGCUUUGAUCUUUUUUUAUGUUUUCAGUAUCACUCCCUGUUCUGCUCAUUAUGAGUUUCUAAAGACAGUGAAACGUCCAGGAUGGUCUUCCUGUGUCUGUCUCUGCUCUCUGCUGCUGCUUUUCUACAAAGCGGUGUCUCAGCAGAUGAAGCAGUGUCACUGAAGUGCAGUGAAGCAGUGGAAGUUGCAGCUGGAGGAACUGUGACACUGACCUGCUCUAUACAUUAUCAGAAUGUGGCAGUGGAAGGCUGUAAAGUUCUAAAUUUUACCUGGAAUAACACAAGCAGCAGCAUUAUACCAUGUGGCAGUGGUUCAGGAGAAUACAGCUGUGAUUCAGACCAUCAGACUUAUGUGUCUCUGAUCAUCUCUAAUGUCAUGAAGGAGGAAAAUUACACAGCUGCAGUGAUGACAAACUGUGGUAUGGCUUUAUCAUCUCCUAUCAACGUACAAGUUACAAGUUACUCCAACUCCAGCAGCCAUGGUGAUAAUGAGGCUCUGUCUGAUACCGUCACACCAGGACCUGAACCUGAGAAGGUCACCAGCGUUGCCACCAUAUCGAGUGUUUGUGUCGCCGUCAUUGUUGCUGCCAUUUUGUUUUUCCUGUUGGGGACGGACAAAGGCAGAAAACUCAUCAAACACUUCAUGAAGGAGAAGAUUCAAAGAGACGACAGUGAUACAGUCUCUGAAAGUAGUAAACGUUUUGAGCUUGACUUUUAAUCUCUGAGGUCUUUGUACAGACUGAGCCAUGUGAAUGUAAUGAUUUGUAUUUGUACAUAUUGAUCAGUGUAAAUCUGAUGAUUUGAUCAGCGGGUCACAGAGGUCUGAUAAACUCACUUCUGUCUCACCUGAGGACGGUUACUGUCUACAGGUUUAUAUAGGCUAUAUAGUUAUAUAGGCUAAUAAUUUGUAUUGUAAUCUGUUGCACUUUCAUAAACGUGUGGACCUGAACGUGACACAUUAAAGAAUGAUGAAAAUCA